UACACCCGGCCGGGCCUGAGGGCAUCUUUUGAGUGUUCCGCUUGGUGCUCAGCGCCUUUGCCGCCGCCAGUGCUGCCUAGAUGUUCCAGCUGCCCAUCUUGAAUUUCAGCCCGCAGCAAGUGGCCGGGGUAUGUGAAACCCUGGAAGAGAGCGGCGACGUGGAGCGCCUGGGUCGCUUCCUCUGGUCGCUGCCCGUGGCCCCCGCGGCCUGCGAGGCCCUCAACAAGAAUGAGUCGGUGCUUCGCGCACGGGCCAUCGUGGCCUUUCACGGUGGCAACUACCGUGAGCUCUACCACAUCCUGGAGAACCACAAAUUCACCAAAGAGUCACACGCCAAGCUUCAGGCGCUGUGGCUUGAAGCGCACUACCAAGAGGCCGAGAAGCUGCGGGGACGGCCCUUGGGACCCGUGGACAAGUAUCGCGUAAGGAAGAAGUUCCCUUUGCCGCGCACCAUCUGGGACGGCGAGCAGAAGACACACUGCUUCAAGGAGCGCACGCGACACCUGCUACGCGAGUGGUACCUGCAGGAUCCGUAUCCCAACCCCAGCAAAAAGCGUGAGCUCGCCCAGGCCACCGGACUGACCCCCACGCAGGUGGGCAACUGGUUCAAGAACCGCCGACAAAGGGACAGGGCGGCGGCAGCCAAGAACAGGCUUCAGCAGCAGGUGCUGUCGCAGGGAUCUGAGAGAGCGCUCCGGGCUGAGGAUGAAGGCACGCCUGAGAUGCUGGGCGCCGCGGUCAGUCCUGCAGCUAGUCUGUCCAGCAAGGCGGCAACUUCGGCUAUCUCUAUCACGUCUAGCGACAGCGAAUGCGACAUCUAAGCCGCCCACCUGGCAUGCUCAGAAACAGAAUCCAGUGUAAAAAUGAAACAAACAAAAUGAAGGAGAAGAAAAGAGACC
Messenger RNA from Chrysochloris asiatica (Cape golden mole), 899 nucleotides. It is a transcript of the gene SIX6, whose product is annotated as SIX homeobox 6. The transcript has 2 exons. Gene Ontology annotation, cellular component: nucleus; transcription regulator complex. Gene Ontology annotation, molecular function: RNA polymerase II cis-regulatory region sequence-specific DNA binding; DNA-binding transcription factor activity, RNA polymerase II-specific. NCBI's taxonomy places the organism in Eukaryota, Metazoa, Chordata, Mammalia, Afrosoricida, Chrysochloridae. The record is from RefSeq and is a predicted model, not a curated record. Bases 81 to 821 code for a protein of 246 amino acids. Gene Ontology annotation, biological process: eye development; regulation of transcription by RNA polymerase II.